AUGUACCCCAGCUCAGCCAUGUUGCUGAAGAUCGAGCCACUCGUGACGCAGCCUUGGCCGGCUAUGCCAAGUCCGACUGUCAAGGACCUGGCGCCGGGCUCCGAGCGCAAGCUUUGGUUUGGUGCCCUCACCGUCGCCGCCGGGGGCACUCGGCGGAUCUCCACGCAAAGAAGAGCUUUGAAGAAGGUAGGGCUUACCAGUGACUUCGGCCGUGCUGGCUGUGUUUGCGGUCUCGAAGAUUUGGAUUUCCGUGUUCGCGCAGCGCCCGGUGAGGUGACCUUUAUCGAUCCCAUCGAUCCCCGACGAGGAGGCCAAGAAGGUCCUCUCCGAGAUGCUGAUGUCCGAGCAGCUUUCAGUUUCGUGGGGCGUUGGGCCAUGGGUCUUGCCAAAGAGGCAGACUGGUCAUUCAGCGUCCUGCUGCGAAAAGAGGCUCUUGAAAGCCGGCCUCCGCAUGUCCCGAGCUCGAGAGCAAGCCUUAAACUACAGGAGGCCCUCUCUUGGCUCUGCGAUCUUCAAGACUUCUCGUGCCGUCGGCCUCCUGCGCACGAGGUGCCCUGGCUCCUCGAGCACUUCCAGUUGCACACAAAGAUUGCCACGAGGAUCGCCUUGCCUUUUCGCGGCCCUGGCAAAGGGGUCAUCAUGUCGAGCGAGAUGCUCGGUCACGAGGACAUCCGAUUGUUCAUCCGGAACCUACGCAAGAGUCAGUGCCAUACCUUGGUGAUACUGUCGGACCGCAAUGCCCAGCUGCGCUGCCUCUUGCAGAACGCCUGCGACAACAACCUGUGCGUUUGGGCCGACUCGCCAGAAGCUCCCAGAGAGAGCGCAAGAGGCAAGUCGGUUCGC
Symbiodinium sp. CCMP2456 is the source of this 843-nucleotide messenger RNA. The record is from the annotation of a GenBank genome assembly. NCBI's taxonomy places the organism in Eukaryota, Dinophyceae, Suessiales, Symbiodiniaceae.